GCGGCGAAGCGAGAGCAAACUAUUUCAGUCAUUAUUUUAACAUUUAAUACUGUUAACGGAUAUUCCGAAAUUUGCCAUAGUAUUUAAUUUAGGUUAUUUACGUUAAACUGGUCUUGCAUACACACGUGAUACGUUCAAAAUAGUUUUUUAUUUGCUGAAAGAUUUAAAACAGGUACAACGAAUCGCGUUCAAGGAUAAAGCGCAGUGGGAAUGGAUCGUCUUUUUUGCGCUACCUUCUUGCCGUUUGCCGUUAUGUGUUGUGCUUUUCUAUGGGAUUCUGCCGUGAGUGCUUUGAAAACUCGGAUAGAAGUGGACCGUUCAGGGGAAGAGUGUCCAGAAAACAAGAUUGUGACCAUUGAGUACCCAUGCCUCAAAGCAGAUGGACAAAAUGGCACCUGUCUCAGGAGGAAGUGCUGUGAGGGGUACAGGUUUGUGAUGGGGCAUUGCAUACCAGAAAGUGUGGAUGUGUGUGCAGGAUCGCCCUGUGAGCAGCAGUGCACUGAUAACUUUGGGCGGGUCGUCUGCACCUGCUACCCUGGCUUCCGCUUCGACAGGGAGCGCCAUCGCAGCCACCAGCACCCCUACUGCCUCGAUGUGGAUGAGUGUGAGGAGUCAAACGGCACUGUGUGUGACCAGCAGUGUGAGAACACGGCAGGCAGCUUCCUGUGCCUCUGCGGCAGUGGCUACAGCCUGGCGCCCGACCAGCGAUCCUGCGUGCCCAGCCACAACCUGAGCUCCUCAGGGAAGUCGGACACGCUGAUGAGCGCUGGGUCCUGCUCCCUGACCUGCCAGGACUUUGUCAGCAUGAGAAACAGUCUCCUGCAGCUCAAACUGAGGCUGGGCAGCACACAGCCCACUCAGGCUCUGUCUCCCGGCCUGGCCAAUAGCAGUGACAAGCCGUCGCAGGGCUGGGGAGGAAAAGGCUUGGACUCCCCCGCUUCGCCCGGCCCACCUGGCUCUCCGGGACCCCCUGGGGCUCCAGGACUAAAUGGAGAGCCAGGUGAGCAAGGGGAGCCUGGCCCCAGGGGACCUCCUGGCCCCCAGGGGCCACGAGGAGAUAUGGGUCCCAUGGGGCCCGAGCCAGACCUUAAUCACAUCAAGAGGGGCCGCAGGGGCCCAGUGGGACCACCAGGUGCUCCAGGAAGAGAUGGCCAAAAGGGGGACAGAGGUGUUCCUGGACCAAGAGGACCAGCGGGACCUCCCGGCUCCUUCGACUUCCUGUUGCUGAUGAUGGCGGACAUUCGAAACGACAUCAUCGAGCUACAGGAGCAGGUGUUUGGGAAGAGGCGGGGCAUCUCCGUGGAGGCUCCGCCCCAUUCCGGCGGUGAGACGGAGUUUGCCGAUUGGGGGUCCGGGCAAGAGGAGCACCUGUUCAAUACCUGACCGUGGGAGCUCCCGAGACAGCACCCUCCAGUGGACAUGGUUGGACUUGCACACAAACACAAGCCCAAAGUGGACUCGUCUCCUGUUCUGUGUUUGUCUUUCGAAUCAGGUCUUAAACAUAUACCCCUGGUGACGUUCGGCUGGAUGUAACAAUCCCUGGCAUUUUUCCAUCCUCUCGAGUAGCGGAGACAGAGACUGUGGAGAGAGAAACUGGAUUUCUCACUGCUCACGCCAAAUGUCACUGCCCUGUUACUUCACUCUUCAGCUGCAAGGGAAGGCACUAAAGACUGCCCCUCCUUAGAGCUGGAACCAAUGGCACCACAGCCUGCUUCUUAGCGUGGACCUCUCCUACACAUCGUCCUGGUACACUGCAUACUGAGCCAAAGCCUCCUCCAGUGCCUUUUUAUAAAGCUCAUUUACCUCCUCCAGAUAACAUUUAUAUAUAUUAUACAAGCACAUUAUUUGUAUUGCAGAAAAAAACAAAUGUUCUUAAAAACAAAUAUUAUGGUUUCAUAAGGACUACAUAACCAUUCCAGGAAUGCCUAUAUCAGCAACCACAACAAUUUAUAGGGUGUGUUUGUUCACCAGUGAUCUAAAUAUGCCGCUUUACGUUUCCUGAUGUAUUUAUGAAUGUCUGUGUAGUGCUGAUCACUCGCUGUGCUGUGCUGAUGAAGAAGUGAUAUUGCUUUUAUGAAGGACAGUUCAUAGAAAAUCUUUGAUUUUUUUUUUUUUUACACAGCAGAUUCAUAAGACUUGUCGUACACGUGUGCACUAAAUUAAAGUUUAACUAAUGAGUUUUAAUAAGAAUGGUGCCAUCAGCUAAGAGGGAUAAGCAAGCCUGUGAAUUGAGAGAGGAAUUUUUUUUUUCUUACCCUGAAGCUCAUAUUUCCUUUGAUAUUCUUAUGAAUGGCUCCCUGCGUUUAACUCUUGUAAAUACACUCAGUGAGGAAUUUAUUAGGUAGACCUGUACACCAGCUUGUUAAUGCAAAUAUUUAAUCAGCCAAUCAUGUGGCAGCAACUAAAUGCAUAAAAGCAUUCAGACAUGGUGAAGACAUUCAGCUGUUGUUCAGACCUAAUAUCAGAAUGGGGAAGAAAUUUUAUCUAAGUGACUUUGAUUGUGGAAUGAUUGUUGGUGCCAGACAGGGUGGUUUGAGUAUCACAGAUAGUGCUGAACUCAUGACAUUUUCACGCACAGAAGUCGAGAGUUUGCAGAGAAUGGUGCGAAAAACUAAAGACAUCCAGUGAGCAACAGUUCUGCGGUCAAAAAUGUUGUUAAUGAGAGAGGUCAGCGGAAAUUGGCCAGACUGGUGGAAGCUGACAGGAAGGUGACAGUGGCAUGCAGAAGAACGUCUCUGAAUAAACAACGCGUCAAACCUCUAAGUGGAUAGGCUAUAGCAGCAGAAGACUCAAUAAGUCUCAUACAUAUAGUAAAGUGCUCAGUGAGUGUAUAUUCUGUAAUUGUGUCAGCGGAAAGGCUUUGGUAUGGACAUGAAGUCCGUGUUACCACCACAGCAGGCUUCAGCACACAGCCUCUGCUCCCUGCGCUAAAGGUAGCCUCCUGGCGCAUGGCUUCGUUAGCGUGCUUCGCAGCAUGAUGAUUUAGACGUAAGAGUCGAUGUGCAAGUUCACACACCUCGGCGUAUGUGCAGCCGUGCUUGCGUGUGUGCGUUCGGGAAUGUGUGUGGGCUCAAAGAGUCGCGUCUUUAUUUUCCCUGCUUUUUUCCCCGUCAUCCGAGCAUUAAUGUUAACCAGGUCAAGAUGUUCGUGAACCAUACUGCCAGGGAACGUCUACUAAUCAGAAAUAAUACGUGUCAUUAAAUUAUAAAUGCCAAGAAUGUAAAUAGUUAUAAGCAGUGAAUAAAAUGAAGGAAUCACACAAA
This is a messenger RNA of Conger conger (European conger), 3263 nucleotides long. RefSeq names its product collagen and calcium-binding EGF domain-containing protein 1-like. The transcript is spliced from 11 exons. The record is from RefSeq and is a predicted model, not a curated record. The coding region runs from base 211 to 1383 and encodes 390 amino acids. Gene Ontology annotation, molecular function: calcium ion binding. NCBI's taxonomy places the organism in Eukaryota, Metazoa, Chordata, Actinopteri, Anguilliformes, Congridae.